Molecule: messenger RNA, 327 nt
Organism: Capsicum annuum
Lineage: Eukaryota; Viridiplantae; Streptophyta; Magnoliopsida; Solanales; Solanaceae
Product: peroxidase 63-like
Exons: 2
Coding region: 1-327 (108 amino acids)
Biological process (GO): response to oxidative stress
Molecular function (GO): peroxidase activity; heme binding
Source: RefSeq, a predicted model, not a curated record
AUGGUGGCAUUAUCCGGGGCACACGCAAUUGGGUUUUCAUAUUGUAAAGAAUUCAGCUCGAAUCUUUACAAUUACAAUAGAACUUCCCAAUUUGAUCCUUCCUACAGCCCCAGACUUGCUCAAGCAUUGAGAAAUACUUGUGUUAAUCAGCAAAAAGAUCCAACAUAUCCGUAUUCGAGGACUAAAGUACACGUUGAAGAGUAUAUUAGAGAUCAAAAUCUGUUCUUCAAGGCAUUUGCUUCAGCAAUGCAGAAGCUUAGUGAGCAUGCUGUUAAAUUUGACAGAAAUGGUGAGAUCAGACACAGGUGUGAUGCUUUUAACAAUUGA